Molecule: messenger RNA, 576 nt
Organism: Solanum tuberosum (potato)
Lineage: Eukaryota; Viridiplantae; Streptophyta; Magnoliopsida; Solanales; Solanaceae
Exons: 2
Coding region: 142-555 (137 amino acids)
Source: RefSeq, a predicted model, not a curated record
AAUGUCAAUUUUUCAUGUGAAAAGGAUAAGAAAAAGGAAUAUUCUAUAUCACUUAAGGAGCUAUUUGCGGUUACAAGAACAAGACACCCCGAACGUUUGUACAAGGACUCAAAUGAAGACACUAUUAGUAAAAUUGCUGAAAUGGAGGAAAUUGAAAAACAACAAAGUGUAGAUGGUAGUGAGUCAGUUGAUGCAUUCUCUUUGGUAAUGGGCCCUGAACAUCCAGGACGUUUGCGAUUAUAUGGAAAGGGGGUUACAAAGAGUUCUUUGAAAAGGAAAGCAGGCAACUCUGAAACAGUUUCAACUGCCACAAAUGAUGCAGUACAACAAAUGCAAGAAAGGAUACAAAAAAUGGAGGAACAAAUGGAGGAGCAAAGGAGAACCAUUCAACAAGAUGUUACUGCAAAUAUAAUUUCACAACUUCAACGUGCAGGAUUAAUUAAUGCCGAUGUUCUAGCAACACUGUGUUUUCAUUCACCUGGAGAAGCUAAUUCUGGACCACGAGCUAAUCAACUAAUCUCUCGGCCAUCUACAAGUAGCAACAAUAGAGGUUAGUGUCACUUUUUCUUGAGUGGC